CAGCUCUGCUCCCAUUCACUUCUCUGCUUCUUCAGUUGAGAUGCGACAGUUCAGCGUAAAUAUUUACCUUUUCUUCCAUGUGUAUGUGCAUUCACAGCUACUAUCUGCUGUUUAACUACUCUGAAACCAGGUCAGCAGCUCUCUGAACAUGGCGGGAAUCAUCCGGAGGCUCGACGAGACUGUUGUCAACCGCAUUGCUGCAGGAGAAGUUAUCCAGCGUCCUGCCAACGCCGUCAAAGAAAUGAUUGAAAACUGCUUAGAUGCCAAGUCCAGCAGCAUCCAGGUGACAGUGAAGGACGGCGGACUGAAGCUCCUGCAGAUUCAGGACAACGGCACCGGCAUCAGGAAAGAAGAUAUGGAAAUCGUUUGCGAGCGUUUUACCACCAGCAAACUUCAGACCUUUGAGGACCUCUCAGCUAUAGCAACCUACGGGUUUAGAGGAGAGGCCCUUGCUAGUAUAAGUCACGUUGCACAUGUGACCAUAACGACCAAGACAGCUGAUGCCAAAUGCGCCUACAGAGCCAAUUACAGCGACGGCAAACUGAAGGGUCCUCCCAAACCAUGUGCUGGCAACCAAGGAACACAGAUUCUCGUGGAGGACCUGUUCUAUAAUGUGUCCACCAGGAGGAAAGCUUUAAAGAGUCCCAGUGAUGAGUACUCCAGGAUCGUAGAGGUGGUCAGCAGGUACGCCAUACACAAUUCAGGAAAAAGUUUUUCUGUCAAAAAGCAAGGAGAGACUGUGGCAGACGUGAGGACUCUACCCAACGCAUCUGUAGUGGAUAAUAUUCGGGGAGUGUUUGGCAAUGCAGUCAGCAGGGAGCUGAUCGAAGUUGGCUGCGAGGAUCAGAAGCUCGCUUAUAAGAUGAAAGGCUACAUCUCAAACGCAAACUACUCAGUCAAGAAAUGCAUCAUGGUCCUCUUCAUCAACCAUCGUCUGGUGGAGUCGAGCGCUUUGAAGAAGGCGAUCGAGACAGUUUACGCCGCGUACCUUCCCAAGAACACGCAUCCAUUUCUUUACCUCAGCUUAGAGAUCGCCUCGCAGAAUGUAGAUGUGAACGUUCACCCCACAAAACACGAGGUGCACUUCUUACAUGAAGACAGCGUCAUCGAGAGCGUUCAGAAGCACAUCGAGAGCAAACUGCUGGGCUCCAACUCCUCACGGACCUAUUUCACUCAGACGUUGCUGCCAGGGCUGUCAGUCUCAGGCGGCACCGAGGUCAAGUCCUCCAGCGCCGCAGCAGAUUCCACUGAGAGAGUCUACGCUCAUCAGAUGGUGAGGACCGACUGUCGAGCUCAGAAGCUGGACGCCUUCCUCCAGCCCAAAGAGAAGCCGCCUCCUGACGCAGAACGGGCUGGUCCCAGCAGCAAAGAGGCCGCGUCCACAACCGCCCAGCCUGACUGUGCAGAGCUGGAUGAGGCGGCUGAUGCAGAUAUGCUGGAGGCUUUGGAUCAGCAGGAGGCAGAGGUGUCGAAGGGCGAGGGAGAAAGUGGCGUUGGGGCUCAUGAUGUUCAAAGGAAGCGGCCGAGGAAAGAGCAGCAGGAGGAAGAAGAAGAGGAAGAAGAGGACCUGACGGCUGCAGCCACGGCGAAGAGACGAGUCAUAAAACUGACCAGCAUCAAAGAGCUGAGGACAGAGACCACUGAGAACACACACAAAGGUCUUCAGGAAAUGCUGCAGAAGCACUCGUUUGUGGGCUGCGUCAAUCCCCAGUGGACUCUGAUCCAACAUCACACCAAACUGUACCUGCUCAACACCACCAAGCUCAGCCAGGAGCUUUUCUACCAAAUACUCAUCUACGACUUUGGGAACUUCGGCGUGCUGAGACUGUCGACUCCAGCUCCGCUCUAUGAUCUGGCCAUGUUGGCUCUGGACUGUGAGGAGAGUGGCUGGACCGAAGAGGACGGGCCCAAAGAAGGCCUGGCGCAGUACAUAGUGGACUUCCUGAAGAAGAAAGCUGAGAUGCUGGAGGACUACUUCUCCAUGGAGAUAGAUCAGGAAGGAAAUCUGACAGGACUGCCACUGCUGCUCGACAAGUACACUCCUGUCAUGGAAGGUCUCCCCAUGUUCAUCCUGCGCCUGGCCACUGAGGUGAACUGGGACGAUGAGAAGGAGUGCUUCAGAGACUUCAGUAAGGAGUGCAGCAUGUUCUACUCCAUCAGGAAGCAGUACAUCCUGGAGGCUGAGCCUGGAGAGGAACAGGGUGGUGAGGGGAACUCGUGGCGUUGGAAAGUGGAGCACAUCAUCUUCAAAGCUUUCCGAACGCUCUUCAGUCCUCCGAAGAAGUUCAGCGAAGAUGGCACGGUGCUGCAGAUCGCCAACCUGCCUGAUCUCUAUAAAGUGUUUGAGAGAUGCUGAAUUCAAUCAUCAAAUCUGACUGAAAAAAACACAACCCCACAUGCUGCUCAUUUUUAUAUUUCCUGUAACAUUUCUGCUGUAAAUAAAUACUAAGAAAUAAAACUUCAGGUGUUUGACUUU
Molecule: messenger RNA, 2476 nt
Organism: Toxotes jaculatrix (banded archerfish)
Lineage: Eukaryota; Metazoa; Chordata; Actinopteri; Toxotidae
Gene: mlh1
Product: mutL homolog 1, colon cancer, nonpolyposis type 2 (E. coli)
Exons: 19
Coding region: 149-2356 (735 amino acids)
Biological process (GO): mismatch repair
Cellular component (GO): MutLalpha complex
Molecular function (GO): mismatched DNA binding; ATP hydrolysis activity; ATP-dependent DNA damage sensor activity
Source: RefSeq, a predicted model, not a curated record